Messenger RNA from Acipenser ruthenus (sterlet), 8598 nucleotides. RefSeq names its product histone-lysine N-methyltransferase 2B-like. Lineage: Eukaryota; Metazoa; Chordata; Actinopteri; Acipenseriformes; Acipenseridae. The record is from RefSeq and is a predicted model, not a curated record. Gene Ontology annotation, cellular component: histone methyltransferase complex; nucleus. Gene Ontology annotation, molecular function: protein binding; histone H3K4 methyltransferase activity. Gene Ontology annotation, biological process: positive regulation of DNA-templated transcription.
CCCCUUCUGGAGUGCGAGCGAUGCCAGAACUCAUACCAUCCUGCCUGCCUGGGACCCAACUACCCUAAACCCAACAAGAGGAAGAAAUCGUGGGUGUGCAUGACGUGCAUUCGCUGCAAGAGCUGCGGAGUGACCCCUGGGAAGAGCUGGGACUCGGAGUGGAACCACGACACCAGCCUGUGCCCUGACUGCACCAAGCUCUACGAGCAAGGUAACUACUGCACCAUCUGUUCCAAGUGCUACGAGGACAACGACUACGAUACUCAGAUGAUCCAGUGUGCCAAGUGUAACCACUGGGUGCACGCCAAGUGCGAGGGGCUGUCAGACGAGCUGUAUGAGAUCCUGUCCAGUCUCCCGGAGAACGUUCUGUACGCCUGCAGACCCUGCAGCGAGGGCCGGCCCAGCCUGUGGAGGGAGGCUCUGAGCUCGGAGCUGCAGGCCGGGAUCAAGAACGUGCUGCUGGGCCUGCUGAGCUCCAGACUCACCCUGCACCUGCUGCACUGCAGAGAGUGCUCGGAGCAGACGGAGCGUGACAGCGGCUUCGAGGGCAGCCCGGCCUGUGACCUGCAGGCGGUCGGCAAGAAGUUUGACAAGGGCCUCUACACCUCCGUGAAAGCAUUCCACGAUGACGUCGUCCAUGUGAUCCGGACACACCUCGAGGAAGACGCGAAACUCCCGGUGGAAGAGCGCAGCACUUCGCUGGCCAGGUCCUUCUACCUGAAGCUGUUGGAGAGUUUCUUUGGCUGGUUUAACGCCCAGGAUCCCAAAGCGUGGGACCCCUGUUCCAAGACCCUCCCAAACGGCAUUCUCCCGAACGCGGUGCUCCCCCCCUCCGCGGAGCACGUGUACGCGCAGUGGAGGGAGCGCGAGGGCCAGCGCACGCCCGCGGAGCCCCGAGCCGCCGCACAGGAUCGCAAGCCAGACCCGACGAGCGAGCCACAGAGGACACCCCUGUGCAGGUCCGAGGGCAGGGCGGCGAGAGACAACAAGCCCAAAGGGAGGAGAGGACGCCCCCCUCACAUUGAGCCGGAUACCAGCUGGAGCAAAGAGGACCAGAGGCAGUGCUGUCUGUGCCUGAAGUACGGGGACGACCGAUCCAACGAUGCGGGCCGGCUCCUGUACCUGGGCCAGAACGAGUGGGCUCACGUGAACUGCUCCCUGUGGUCCGCGGAGGUGUUUGAGGAGGACGACGGCGCGCUGAUGAACGUGCAUGCGGCCGUCGCGCGCGGGAGGCAGAUGCGCUGUGAGAAGUGCCACCAGCCGGGUGCCACGGUAGGCUGCUGCCUGACGUCCUGCCAGGGAAACUACCACUUCAUGUGCGCCCGCUCCCGAAACUGCGUCUUCCAGGAAGACAGGAAGGUGUACUGCCAGAGGCACCGGGAGCUCACCAGCGGCAAGACCGUCUCGGGCGAGGGUUUUCAGGUGCUGCGCCGGGUCUACGUGGAUUUCGAGGGGAUCAGCUUGAAGAGGAAGUUCCUGACUGGCCUGGAACCCGAGUCCAUCAACAUGAUGAUCGGUUCCCUGCAGAUUGACAAACUGGGCGUUCUGACGGAGCUGUCUGUCUACCAAGGGAAGCUGAUUCCAGUCGGAUACCAGUGUUCACGGUGGUACUGGAGCACCCUGGACCCCAGGAGGCGCUGCAAGUACACCUGUCGAGUGACGGAGGUCCGACCGCCAGCCGUGGAGAAACCAGUGGAAGAGACUCCGGAGCAGGGAGACAACCACACCAUUGCACACAGCCCCAGUGCAACCCCAGAUCCAGCUCCUGAGAGAGAGAUGUCCCUGCCCGUGGAGACUCCGUCAAGCCCGCUGGCUCCGGUUUCUAAACCCGAGUCUGGGGCUCGUAUUAAAAUCAGCGGCUACUCCCAGACCCGCCGGCCAGCGGGGGGGCUCUACCGGCCCCUUCCAUCGCCAGGGAGUGCCCAGUCCAAGUCCCAUCACAUCCCGACCGUCAGCGACCUGGACGAAACGACCAUAACCAGGCGGCCGCGAAGACACAGCCCGCUGUCCCACCAUGCUGCGCCCCGGGGCCGGAUGGCCUCCCCGCCUUUAGGAGGCAGCACCCCUCACUCCUCGGGACCCAUAACUCUCAGGGCGGGAGCUUUGCACUCUAAAGCUGCCAGCCUGUCCCCUUACGAGAACCCCGUGACCUCCCCCCAGUCCCGUUCCGGCAGUCGCUCUACCUCCACCAUGAUUGUUUUGGGGCCUACAGCGGCUGCUGUUUCUGCCCAUCUGUCUACCUCAGAGUCUCCCCUCCACGGCUGGCAGGGCAGCAGUCCCAAAGCCGGGGGCGGUGGCUUGUGUUUCUCCCCCCUGGGCCCCGGAAGCCAGCUCCCCAAACCGAAGCCCUUCGACUCGGAGUUCGGGAUCCUCCACCAGGACUCCCCGGAGGUGCCCCACGACUUCCUGGAGCCCUCCGACACGGACCUGGCCGGAGCCAACGGCUCCGCCUCCUCUCCGAGCCGCGCUGGCCCCGGGCAGGAAGCGCGGGUCGUCUGCGAGCAGGAGUUCCCCUACGCUCCCCACUUCGACGUGGAGUCUGUCCUGAACGUGGCCGAAGACCUGGAGUUCGACGAGAGCCUCCUGAACGAUGACCUGGCCUUGCACUGCGGGGCCCACAUCGUGGUCGGGGAGGUGGCAGAGAACCAAGACCCCGAUUUCGGUGCAGGCAGCAACCAAAAACGAGCGCUCAUCAGAGCCAGACCGCAGGGGGGUGCAGAGGACUGGGGGAACUCUUCAUCCGAUGAGGACAUGGAUAACUACUACGACUUCACCCGCACUGUGGUUGCCCACGGGCCCCCUAGAGAGGCUGGGGAGGCGGCGGCUGCAGCAGAACCCCCAUCUCGAGGGGCUAUCGGCCAGCUGGAUGGCGUGGAUGACGGUACAGAAAGCGACGCCAGCGUGGCCCCCGCGACCGACGGGUCUAAAACCUCCAAGACCGUCGUCGGCUCGUCCGCGGACCAGAAGGCACCUGGGCCGGCCGGGUUUUCGGACGAUGUGGAAACGUCUCCGCCGAGCAACGGGCUGGAGAAGGAACAACAGUCCGCAGUGCCCCGGUGUCCGACGCCUACCGUGAGCGCGACAACGGCGCCGGUGGAAUCGACGGAAGCCGCUGCAGAGACAUCCGAUCACUUGAAGGCUUCUCCUCCUCCUCCAGGCACGGCAGCGUCCGAGGAGGCUGCCUCCCAUCCCCAGCUGGGCAGUCCGUCCAGCGCAGAGGCCUGUGCGAUGGACCCGGCUCAGGAAAGCAGCCUUUCGUCCUCCGAAGCUCCCAGCCAGGCGUUGGAAGCUCCAGUCCUUGGUGAUUCCACGUCUAAGGAAGCACCGUCUGAGAGCGUUGAUCUUCAAACCUCAAUGAAGUCAGCUAAGGCUCCGGCACCUUUGGAUACCUCCUCCUCCUCUUCUUUGCUUCCAGAAGCUUCCAAGGAUGUUUUUCUGGAUCCAAGCAGUGGACACUUUGUCUCCGCGGAGGACGGCUCCCUGGUGUCUUUCGAAAUGCCGGAGCGCAGCGCUUCACAAUCGCUUGGAGCGGAUCGCUCGGAUCCCCCUAAAGAUGGCAGUCUCUCCUCCACGCAGCUUUCUGUAGCGCCCCCUGAAGCGAGUAGUAGUAGUUGUAGCAGCAGCAGCGUCCCAGUUGCACAGCCCUCCGCAGAAGCUCCUAAAACCACCCAUGUUACAGCCACUGCCCCUCCUAAAAUCAGCACGGGACCAGUUACACAGGCUUCAGCCUUUAUUCAAGCAAGCCAUGUUCCAGCAACUGCAGCAUCAGUAGUGCCGCCUGGUAGGACGACCCAUGCCCCAAUAAUACUGGCUUCGAAAGACCAUCUCAAACCCGCGCCUGCGAUGCGCUCCCUUGUGACUCCUCCUGCCCCCCAGACCACCCAGCCCCCGCAGUCUCAGCUCCCCAGAGGUCUGGCUUGCGUUUCCACUGCCAGCUCGGUUACCCUGGCGUCGUACAGCCAGCUGUCUCUGCCCAUGUUCUCCUCCUCCCAUUCUGUGCCUCCGGGGACCCCCGCCGUUACCAUCGUUUCGUCGGCCCACGCUGGAGUCCAGAGCCCGGAAGUGAAGAGAAGGGAGGUAGCGCUCUGCCAGCCCGUCAGACCCGCCGCUCCCAUAUUGAUUAACGGCUACAGCGCCGCUGUCCCAGUUUCCAGGGAGCAGCCGCAGCCUCCGCCUCCUAGAGGCCGCGUGAUCUCCCUCAACCUCAGCGCCCCGCAGCCCCAAGCCGCGGCCCCCGCGCUAUCGGGGCACACCCUGCUCACCGUGAGGGAGGUGGGGGGCCAGAACCCGGACGGCAACCCUCAGGUUCUGCUGGUCAACAAGUUCGGCCAGAUCUUCGUGAAGAACCCCACCGACAACACUUUCCAUCUCCCCGGGGCCAACUCGCCCUCCCUCAGCUUCAUCGGGCAGAUCAAGUCCCUGCUUCAGAGCAACGCCCUCGCCAGCACUCUGGCGGCUUCUGGGAACCUCUCCGCCAUGGGGGGAGGCCAGGCCGUCCACCACAGCCCUCUUUCCCCAGUCGGGGUCGGAGCUGCUGCUGCUGCCCCGGCUGCUGUUGCUGCUUCUAGUUCCACCCUGGUGCAGCGCCUCGCACCUGGUCAGGGCCCCGCGGCUCGGUACCUCGCGUACUCCAGCAAUGGUGGGGCGGCGCCCAGCGCAGAGAACCUCCAGAAAGCGCAGAAGAAGCCCAAAAAGAAAAGGCCGUCCCCAUUAAAGGCGUCGGACUCCCUGACGAAACCAGCGUCGGUCUCCGUCUGCCAGUCUAACUUGGGGCAGCUCUACGUCCAGUCGCAGCCGACUCCGCCCCCGGGCCCUGUCGGGGUUCCGUCGUGGACCGUCCGCGACCCGAUGAUGAACCUGCUGCCCGCGGUCAACCUGGUGGCCGGCAGGAGCACCGGGAUGUGGAGCCCGCCUCCGCCCAGCGUGGGACCCCGCAUCCUGAGUGCGACCCCCAGCUCGGGACCUCUCUUCAGGGUCCCUCCAGCCCUGAGCCGGGCCAACGCGCUCAACCCCUCGGCCCCUGGGUUGCUGGAGCCGGUGCCCUUUACGCUCGCUGCCCUCCAGAGGCCUCGAACCCAAGUUCGCAUCAAGAGGGUCUCCUCGCUGUCGGACCGCAUCUCCGUCAAGAAGUCCAAGAUGGAUGUGGAAGCCGUGCAGAGAGCCGGCUUGCUGGAGAACACCCAGCAUGCUGUCAGCGGCUUCACAUCCUCCAGCAGUAAACUGUGCCGAGUCCGCAUGAAGACCCCCACGGUGAAAGGGGUGCUGGAUUUGGACAAGCCCAGAGAGGAGAGGCUCAGUGAUUUGGAGAACACGGGACCUGCACCUUGGGACUCUUCCCGGCUCCCUGAUCCCAAGAACGAGAGGCUGAGGGACUGGCACGGAGUGGGAAAGAGUUCCCUGACGGACUGGACUAAAUACUCCGGCGCCGCGUCGAGCUCCGAUGAGGAGGGUCUCUUUCCCGAACCCGAGGAGGAAGGGGGGGCGUCAGCGAAGGACCGGCCCCACCUUUGCUUCGAGAUCAAGAGUGAAGACGGCUUUCACAUCCAGGCGGACAGCAUCGAAGUGGCCUGGAGGGCGGUGGUGGAGAGGGUGCAGGAAGCCAGAGCUGCUGCCAGACUCAAGCAGCUCUCCUUCGCAGGGGUGAGCGGGGUGCAGAUGCUGGGAAUGGUUCACGACGCUGUGCUCUUCCUGGUGGAGCAACUGUUCGGAGCCAGUCUCUGCUCCCGGCACAAGUUCUGCUUCCACAAGCAGGAGGACCUGGAGGAGGAGCUGCCCAUCAACCCCAGCGGCUGUGCCCGGGCCGAGGUGUACCUCAGGAAAUCCACUUUCGACAUGUUUAACUUCCUGGCCUCCCAGCAUCGGCAGCUCCCGGACAUCGUGGCCUGCGACGAGGAAGAGGACGAGGUUCCUCUCAAGUCCACCAGACGGGCCACCAGUCUGGAGCUCCCGAUGGCCAUGCGGUUCCGGCACCUGGAGAGGACGUCGAAGGAAGCCGUGGGAGUCUACAGGUCUGCUAUCCACGGGCGAGGUCUCUUCUGCAAGCGCAAUAUCGACGCCGGGGAGAUGGUGAUAGAGUACUCAGGAAUCGUCAUCCGCUCCGUGCUGACUGACAAACGAGAGAAAUACUACGACAGCAAGGGGAUUGGCUGCUACAUGUUUCGCAUCGAUGACUUCGACGUGGUGGACGCCACGAUGCACGGCAACGCGGCGCGCUUCAUCAACCACUCCUGCGAGCCCAACUGCUACUCGCGGGUCAUCAACGUGGAGGGCCAGAAGCACAUCGUGAUCUUCGCGCUGCGCCCCAUCUACCGGGGAGAGGAGCUCACCUACGACUACAAGUUCCCAAUCGAGGAUGCCAGCAGCAAACUGCACUGCAACUGCGGGGCCAAGCGCUGCCGUCGCUUCCUCAACUAGAGACUCCCAGAGAGGGGCUGGAGUCCAGGGAGGGACGGGGAACAGAGACUCCCAGGGAGGGACGGGGAACAGAGACUCCCAGGGAGGGACGGGGAACAGAGACUCCCAGGGAGGGACGGGGAACAGAGACUCCCAGGGAGGGACGGGGAACAGAGACUCCCAGGGAGGGACGGGGAACAGAGACUCCCAGGGAGGGACGGGGAACAGAGACUCCCAGGGAGGGACGGGGAACAGAGACUCCCAGGGAGGGACGGGGAACAGAGACUCCCAGGGAGGGACGGGGAACAGAGACUCCCAGGGAGGGACGGGGAACAGACCCACCGGGAACAGACCCACCGAUAGGGGCUGGAGUCCAGGGAGGAACGGGGAACAGACCCACCGAUAGGGGCUGGAGUCCAGGGAGGGAUGGGGAACAGAGACCAUAGUUGGGGUUCGGGUCCCGUCCCGUUUUUUAGGGUCUGGAUUUUAAUAACUUAAGAUAAGCUAUUCCAAUAUUGGUGCUAAUCGAGGAGGGGGCUGUGAAAGCAGACGGGAAGUGUGUAUCGCCCCCUGCAGGCAGAGGCACUCUAGAGUCUCUCACUCUCGUUACUGCUCAUUUGACGGGCUCUUUUGCGUUGCCGCUGUUCCUCCAUAGAUCCGCAGAAAGGUACCCCUUACAUGCGCUCUGCAAAAAACGACAUUUUAUAAAGCACUUGUUCUCAACAAAGGUUAUCGUUACUGUUAAAGGAACGCCUGCUUAGAUGUUUGGUACUGUAUCUGUUAGCUUGAUACUUGGGGAUAAUGAAAGGGUCUGCUUCUCUGUCCUCUCGUUCUUCGUUCUUCUAGCUAAAAAAAGCCACUGCCUGGUAGGAAAUCUCGGAGAUGGUGCUAAGCUUUCUCACUAUCUCUGUUCCCCUCCCCAAACCGACCUGACUGUGCAGUGCGACGUCCAGGCUGGCCAUGCCGCUGCUCACGACACUAAAGCACGCUGGGUUUCUCUGGCUGCGUGGCUGAGCUCGGAUCCAUUGGAGUUCAGGGUCUGUCAGGUGUGGAGAUACUUGGAGCUUAUAAACUGGUUGACACUCUCUUCUGAUGGCAGCUUUUUUUGAUAAUCAGCCUUUUUUUUCCCUCUCCUCUAAACCAGGGGUGGGAAUGUGAGCGGACUCUCUCUGCGCAGAGUCUCGUUUAAUUUUUAUUUUUUUUUACGAUACGUAAAUAACAUUUACAAAUUUAACUGUAAACAAAAUGAUCAUACUUUUUGUGGUGGAUUUUACAGCUCAGGACAUUCUGCGCUGAGAUUAUGAGAAUUAAAACGAGCGUGUUUUUUAUUAUUUUUUUGUGUUGCUGUUGAAAAAAAAAAUACUACGAAUUCCGUCAGGUUUUGGAAACUCUGCGGACAGAGAACUACUUCCGCUACAAAACAGUGUCAGCUUUUGUAGAUGGUACUGGAGGAGUGGGGGGUUCUUUCAGUGGUGGGGUGUCUGACCUUUGAUCCCUUUCUCCUGCUUCUUGAAAUGUUUCCUCGGCACGGACAGUAGGAUCUUUUGCACAGCAAUAUCUGGUACUUGGAUCAGGAGACGAGAGCGUGUUGUUUAUUUUUUUUUGCACCAGUUGGGUUGUAGCAGCGAUGCUGGGAUAGAGGUUUGUGUUUUAGAUUUAACAUCUGUUUCAAACCCUUGAUUUGAAAGGCCCUUCUUCGUAACCCCCUCCCUGGGAGGCUCUGAGGCAGGACUGCCCUGGCAGUGCCCCCCUGGUACAGAACAGUCUGUGGUCAGAGUGGUGACUCCCUGGCGGUGACUCCCUUGUGAAAGACCCUACCUCAAUAGCCAACGACAAGCAGGGCACAGGGCUGCCAUCUGUCUGUGCAAUGAAGGAAGUGAAUCACUCGUUACAUGCUUAAAUACACACAUACACACAUGCAUACAUGCAUACACACACACACACACACACAGAUAUAUCUCAAGACACGAGAUACGUGACUAAGUUUAAUUUUUAAACAACAAAAUGUUUUUGUGAACUGGCUUUGUUACCUUGUAUAAAACAAACAAACACAGAAAAUCUCGUUUUGUACAUAGUUGUAUAAAUAUUUCUAAACCAGUUUAAUUUUUCUAUGCACUUUUUCUUAUUUAUGAUGUCAUUUGCCCAAUAAAGAUGUUAAGAUGUUUGAAGAAAAAAAAAUGAAAUGACCCCGAGUCUCGCCUGUCU